AAAACGAGUAGAGCAAAUAUAUAUAUACUUACUCGCCGGAAAUAUACACAUAUAUAUAUUUACGUAAGAAAUUGCCUAUAAGCAAGAGAGGAGGGUCGUGAGAGGUCUAGGAAUACUUCCCAAUAAAUUCCAGACCGAUUCGUAGUCACCGGAGCAUCCUAGAGGUCGCCGGAGUUGCAAGCCGUGGAAACGGGUCUUCAGAAAAGACACGAUUUUGCCGUAGAUAGGGGUGGUGGAGCUUCUCCUCGACGUCAGGAUCAUUUUGCAACUUGAAUCGUCGAAAUCCGUUACCUCGUUCCAUCACAAUACUUGUUGAUUUCUUCUGCCACCAACAAGCGCCUCUCACCUUUGUGGUUCAGAUAGAUGAUAGCUAACGGGCAAUCGAAGAUGUAAUAGGCUGGAUAGUUCUCAAGUUCUGGCCCGUAAAGCUUUGGUCUUGAGAGGUUUGUCUUUGGCAGAUUGGUUUCUAGGGCCAUCUGAAGAUCAUGGGAAGCAAAGAAUUUGGCUUGUCUGACCAUGAAGCGCUUGAGUGCCUUGAAUCCCUCUUGUGUAGAUUUGUCCCAGGUGACUGGAAUUUCCUGGAAGGCUAGAUACAUAUGAUAGAUGUCAUCCAUCUUUAACAUAUAAAGGUCAUUUUCCUUGCAGGUAAAUUCAGUCCCGUCGGAGUGUUGCAGGCGGUAAACAGAGAGUGGGAUGUCUUGAUAAUUUAUUUCGGCUACAUUUAGUAUACUCCAUACUGGGUCUUUUGCGACAGUGUACUGAUCCGUUGGAAAGAUAAAGCGGGUUGUGGGAGCUCACCUGGUAAUGGAAGGCUUCUGGGUAAGGGUGGAGGGCUCCUUAGAGAGUAUCAUGUUCCAUUAUUUCACAUGGUAUCAGAGCUAGAGUUUUUCUCCAUUAGCAUCUCGCACCACAUUAUCUCUAUCUGAUGGUGAGCUGCUUUCUGACUCCACUGAGUAUCGCAGUAUGGUAGGUGCAUUGCAAUAUUUAACUUUGACACGGCCUAAUAUGACUUAUGCAGUACACUUGGUGUCUCAAUUUAUGCAUGCACCACGCACUACUCAUCUUUUUGCAGUCAAAAGAAUUUUCAGGUAUUUGCAGGGCACACGUAAUCAUGGUUUGUGGCUCCAGCAUUCGGCCAAACCUACUUGUGUGAUUGCUUAUUCUGAUGCUGAUUUGGCUAGAUGUCCAGAUAGCUCUCGCUCCACCACUGGAUUUGCUGUGUUUCUCGGUCCGAAUCUUAUAUCAUGGAAGUCCAAAAAGCAGCCGACUGUGUCAAAAUCCUCUACGGAAGCUGAGUAUCGUGCAAUUGCUUACACUGUCCAGGAUACACUACAUAUUCGGUCCAUAUUAUUUGAGCUUGGUUUCUCUGUGACAGAACCCGUGCAUUUAUUAUGUGAUAAUAUUUCUGCUUCCUAUUUGUCCGCUAAUCCUGUACAGCAUGCUCGAAGUAAACACAUCCAGAUUGAUUAUCAUUUUGUUCGCGAACGAGUUGCUCAUGGAGAUCUUCUUGUUAAACAUGUUCCUACUCACUUGCAGUUAGCAGAUAUUUUUACUAAAAGCCUCCCUAGUCAGCGUUUUCAUUUUUUAAAGGACAACCUGCGCGUUGUUUCUCCUGCAC
Cuscuta epithymum is the source of this 1618-nucleotide messenger RNA. Lineage: Eukaryota; Viridiplantae; Streptophyta; Magnoliopsida; Solanales; Convolvulaceae. The record is from the annotation of a GenBank genome assembly.